Molecule: messenger RNA, 990 nt
Organism: Fonsecaea erecta
Lineage: Eukaryota; Fungi; Ascomycota; Eurotiomycetes; Chaetothyriales; Herpotrichiellaceae
Exons: 1
Coding region: 1-990 (329 amino acids)
Source: RefSeq, a predicted model, not a curated record
AUGACAUCAGAUCUCCCACCAGGUCGUGGCGCAGGCGCGAAGCCAGAUCCUUUCGACGGUCGUGAUCGUUACUAUGUUCCGUCCCCGGCCACGACGGCGGCACCGAGCAUGAAUCUCCGCGACAAAACCAGCAUGGCAAUCUACAACCAGGGAGACACCAACUCCUGUACCGCAAACGCCGCGGCUGCCGCCUUCUGGUUCGAGGAGAAGGUCAGGGGCGAUCCGACAUGGGGCAGCGACGGGCCCUCGCGCGCCUUCAUCUACUGGCUGGCCCGUGGCGGGUGGGACAAGAGCAAGAACUACGACUUCUCGCCCGUGGAGGACGACGGCUCCUGGCUCCGAAUGGCUAUGAACGGCAUCGCCAAAUGUGGCGCCUGUCCCGAGACCGAGUGCAGGUUUCCCGACAUCAAUACCAGCAGCGAGAUUAUCAAAAAGGCAAUCAAUGACAAACCUAAAACCCCGGCCUUCAACAAAGCCGAGAAGCAUACCAUCAAUUCAUACUACCGACUCGACGCGGACCGCCCUCUCGAAAAGGACGAGCAACUCUCGGACACGGAGAAAGACAAGCUCGGCGCAGAUUUGCUUCAGAAGCUGAAGCUGUGCUUAACGGAAGGCUUCCCCGUGUGCUUCACACUCUGGUUCUAUAUGAGCAAUGCCCAGGCCUGGAACACAACGUCCACUCCGUACAUGCUGAACGACCCGUGGAAGGCCGGGAAGGUCAAGCGUCACACCUUUUCUCACCAGAGCGGGCACAGCGUCGUGGCUGUGGGCUACGACGACAGCAAGGGCCAUGUCCUGGUGCAGAAUUCCUGGGGAGGAUCCGAACCGGGAGGGUGGGGGAAUGGCUUAUUCUGGAUGCCCUACAGCUAUGUCACGGAUUUCUACGGCACCGUGGAUUUCUGGACCAUUCGACUCAAUAAAAGCGUCACGCCCGGUGCACCCCAUGUUCGCUGGGAGCAGGUCAAUCAAGCCAUUCUCGGAACAGCUUGA